Molecule: messenger RNA, 2672 nt
Organism: Suillus paluster
Lineage: Eukaryota; Fungi; Basidiomycota; Agaricomycetes; Boletales; Suillaceae
Product: fungal-specific transcription factor domain-containing protein
Exons: 11
Coding region: 302-2329 (675 amino acids)
Biological process (GO): regulation of DNA-templated transcription; DNA-templated transcription
Molecular function (GO): zinc ion binding; DNA binding; DNA-binding transcription factor activity, RNA polymerase II-specific
Source: RefSeq, a predicted model, not a curated record
AUCCUGCAGGAGAUCAGGCAGACGGUUGUUUGUAAGUAUUGUAGUCCUUACUAAAUCGGGUGCGGGGUAAAUGCGACCAAACGACGGGCCGCCGGUAAAUACAUGUGCAGUUACUUGGUACCCUCGCCCGUCAAAGAACCUGUAUCUAAUUGUGUCUGGGAGGCGUACGUAUAAUCUGACAGGCCAUAGCUGCCAAGCAAAGGACACGAGGGUUUACUAACAAACCUCUUGAAAUUCACCGUGACAGCGAAUUCGUUCAUUUUCCGCUCCGUCUCCACCAGCUGCAGGCCUCUUGAUCAUUAUGCCUGCCGCGCGAGUAAACAAAGAUGCUAAAUCUGUCUCGCCUACACCGUGCGACGCCAAUCCAAACGAAACUCGAGCCGAAAACAGCAGAAGCCAGAGAAAGCGGCAAUCUCAGAGCUGUGAUGCUUGUAGAGCCAGAAAGGUUCGAUGCGUCCGGGAGAAUCUAGAAGAUCCAAAGCAGUCAUGCAAGCACUGCAUAGCACUUGGAAUACCCUGUACUUACGACUACCAACCAAAAAAGAGGGGACCUCCAAACUUAUAUCUCCGCCGAUUACAGGAAGCAGCCGUUGCGGCAGCUGCAGCUCAGUCUGAACAUAAUGAUCAGAAAAGCGAUGUCGCGUCAGUAUCACCCAUCUCUGCUCACCAAACUAUUGCUAGCCCCACACAAUCAAGUUUAUCCCCAUUACAGCAGCACACACAGUCCCCUUCCCUGGAGCCUGGCUUGACCCCAAUCCAGACUGCCGCUCCCAUCAUCCCCCCAUCUCGAUACCCUAUCGCAGCUGACACAUAUCACAAUCACUACUCCUACUCUGCUGUUAAUACGAUUCCCCCGACAUCUAGUUGUAACGCGCUACUCCCUGAGAAGACAGAUGACACCCAACUGUACUCCUACUCCGAGCCAUAUGGCGGAUUUUCCGCAUAUAAUUGGUCUUAUAAACAUCAUCAGCCCCUCCCUGUUCUGCUUCCAACUGUCAUACCUCCACUGUCACAUUAUUAUCGACCUCACCGCUUGGAAGAUAUCGCUCCCCGGGACAGUAUUUCACUCAUAAUUGCUCUUUUCUUCGAUUUCGUGUACCCGUUAACCCCAUGUGUUCACAAGCCAUCGUUCAUGGCGGACCUGCACACCAGGAGAGAGGAACACGAUCCGUUGUUUUUCGCUCUCGUCAUGUCCACGGUAGCAUCAACCUUGGUGCAAGUACCAAGAUCUUAUUUACCUAUGGAGCGCUCUGUGGUGCGAAAGCUUGCGCAGACGUGUUAUGAAGCCAGUCGACAUAUCACUAUCGCAUCCUAUGACCCUCCCACGUCUAUGCACGUUGUUAUCCGAUACUUCGACUGUAUCUAUCAUUUUUGCGAAGGUCAUGAUGCCACAUCGCACGCAGCUUUCGGCGAAGCGGCUCAUAUUGCUGUUACUCUGCGCAUGCACGAGGAGGCCUCCUACGAGGGGCUCGACCCCAUUGAAUGUGAGGUUAGACGAAGGACCUUCUGGUUGCUUUUUGGUGCGGAUAAGUCGAUGUCAAUUCUUUUGGGGCGCCCGAUCUGUCUUCGUGACGAAGACUGCACUGUUCAUUUUCCAAAGGAACUCGAUGACGAAUACAUCAUUCCCAGUGCAUACUUGCCUCAGCCGCGUGGCAAGACAGCCUUGGUAUCAGGAUUAAACUACAUCUCCAGGAUUUUUGCACUUCUCGGUGAAAUAUUAGUUCGUAUCAGAGUCGAUAAGCGGUCACCUCCACAGGGACAAUUUGCAACAGCGAGACUAGAGGAGGUUCAAUCACUGCACUCGCGCAUUAUGGUGGCCCUCAUGCACACACCAGAGCCUCUGAGGUUGAAACAGACACAUAGACACAACCACCUCCCAGCUGAGUACGGUGGUGCUGGGUUCAGACAAGCCACAUUCGCAGAGGUCAAGGACUUCUUUGACAACCCCAAAGCGUCUCGUGCAAAUGCACUUAACCCAUUCCUGGUCAUGCAGGCCAAUCUUUACGUGACUCAACAACUUGUUCGAUUUGUGGUGGAGCAAUACCGUGAUGAACUGGUCAUGACUUUGCAGGGUAGUAUUGAUGAACACCAGGUCGCCGUGGAUAGGGAAGCGGUCGCGAGUGACCUACUCAAUAUUCUUCACAGUAUUCCUAUCCAAUCAAUCGCCACCAAUGGUCCUUCAUUGGUGCACAAAGUGCGUUUCGUCGCAUCUACUUUGCUAGACGCUGUCCGGAAGGCGGAAACUGCCCCAGCAUCUGCGGCCCGCGCCCAUGCUUUCCUAUGGGACUUCCUUUCUAUUCUAUCCGAAGUCGAGAGAAAUUAUCUGUGAGUUGCGGCCAUCAGAUCUCCUGCGUGUGAAGCUCUUUACUGUUGUAUGCUAGCCUAGACGAUGACCGUGACGGCACAUCGAGUGGCGACGGCGGCAUGUCCAUGAUCUAGUGCUAAUUUCUGUACAUAUGCACAAGUGUACAUACUACAUGUACUGACUUCCGUUGCUUUCGUGUUGUAGCUUUCCUUUGGGCUGCUGUAUUGUGUCUGUCAUCUAUUCAUAUACUUAUACCCGUGCUCUUUCUACUUAUAGUUAUCAGUAUUCGAUAUUCCUCUCGCAUUUAGACUAUGUAGCCUCUCUCUCAAGCUUUCUAUCUUUGAAACACGAUGCAUUGAGAUUACAG